AUGAGCGCGCUCCAGGCCUCCCUCCUCCUCCGCCCGCUCCCCUCGCCACUGCCCCCGCGCCGCCGGCUUUCGCUCCCCUCCGCCUCCGCCUCUUUCCCCCGCGGCGCCCACACGCACCGCCGUGCCCCGCUUCGCCUCCGCGCAUUGGUCCCCGGCGCGCCGGAGCCCGACGCCCCCGAGCCGCCCGCGGCUGCGUCCUCGGCCGCGACGGCGGCGGCGGAGGCUGAGCCCGAGCCGGAGCCGGAGCCGGAGCCGGAGCCGGAGGCGGCGGCAGAGGCCACGACGGCGGCGCAGCCCGCCGCGAUGAGCGGGAAGGAGGAGCUGGAGGACCUGGUGGAUAAGGCUAGGGCCUGGGCCAUGGCGGUCGCGGCUGCGGUGGUGGCCGCGGUCAGGAGGUUCGUCGACUGGCUGGCGUCGAGGGACUGGAUGAGCUGGUGGCCCUUCUGGAGGCCCGACCGCCGGCUGCAGCAGCUGAUCGACGAGGCGGACGCCAACCCCAACGACGCCGCCAAGCAGAGCGUGCUCCUCCACGAGCUCAACAAGUUCAGCCCUGAAGAUGUUAUUAAAAGGUUUGAGCAGCGAAGCCAUGCUGUGGAUAGCAGGGGGGCCGCAGAGUACCUGCGGGCUCUUAUUCUCACUAACAAUAUAUCUGACUACCUUCCAGAUGAACAAUCUGGGAGGUCUGCAAGUCUGCCAGCCCUGUUGCAAGAGUUGAAGCAACGUGUAUCUGGGAAUGAGGACAAACCUUUCAUGAACCCGGGGAUAUCAGAAAAGCAACCUUUACAUGUUGUAAUGGUUGACCCCAAAUCUACAGGUAGAUCAACACGUUUUGCUCAAGAAAUCUUCUCAACAAUCUUGUUUACAAUUGCUGUCGGUGUAAUGUGGGUGAUGGGUGCUGCUGCACUUCAAAAGUAUAUUGGGAGCUUAGGUGGAAUUGGGGCAUCUGGUGUUGGUUCUAGCUCAUCAUAUUCUACAAAAGAGAUUAAUAAGGAUAUCAUGCCAGAGAAGAAUGUCAAGACAUUUAAAGAUGUCAAAGGUUGUGAUGAUGCAAAAAAGGAACUUGAGGAGGUAGUUGAGUAUCUCAAAAACCCUUCAAAGUUCACUCGCCUUGGUGGAAAGCUACCUAAGGGCAUACUUUUGACUGGUGCUCCAGGAACUGGGAAAACUCUACUAGCAAAGGCCAUUGCUGGAGAAGCUGGCGUACCAUUCUUUUACCGAGCAGGUUCUGAAUUUGAGGAAAUGUUUGUUGGUGUUGGUGCUCGGAGAGUGAGGUCAUUAUUUCAAGCUGCAAAGAAGAAGGCGCCAUGCAUUGUCUUCAUUGAUGAAAUAGAUGCUGUGGGUUCAACUAGAAAACAGUGGGAAGGGCACACAAAGAAGACAUUGCAUCAACUUCUUGUUGAGAUGGACGGGUUUGAACAAAAUGAGGGAAUAAUUGUGAUGGCUGCAACAAACUUGCCAGAUAUUCUUGAUCCUGCACUCACAAGACCUGGUAGAUUUGAUAGGCAUAUUGUUGUCCCAAGUCCAGAUGUGCGGGGUCGCCAAGAGAUUCUGGAGCUCUAUUUGCAAGAUAAGCCAGUGGCAAAUGAUGUAGAUAUCAAUGCAAUUGCCCGUGGUACACCUGGCUUUAAUGGGGCUGACCUAGCCAACCUUGUAAACAUUGCAGCGAUAAAGGCUGCAGUCGAAGGUGCUGACAAGUUGACUGCUACUCAGUUAGAGUUUGCCAAAGAUCGUAUUAUCAUGGGAACUGAGAGGAAAUCAAUGUUCAUAUCUGAUGAAUCAAGAAAGCUUACUGCGUACCAUGAAAGUGGACAUGCUAUUGUUGCACUCAACACCCAGGGUGCUCACCCCAUACACAAGGCAACUAUCCUUCCUCGUGGGUCUGCCCUCGGAAUGGUCACACAACUCCCCUCACAGGAUGAGACUUCUAUUAGCAAGAAACAACUACUUGCACGUCUUGAUGUUUGCAUGGGUGGGAGGGUUGCUGAAGAGCUGAUCUUUGGGGAAGACAAUGUUACAACUGGGGCAAGAAAUGACCUUCACACUGCAACAGAGCUUGCCCAGUACAUGGUAUCAAACUGUGGGAUGAGUGAAGCUAUCGGUCCUGUGCAUGUGAAAGAGCGACCAAGUGUAGAUAUGCAAUCAAGGAUAGAUGCCGAGGUGGUGAAGCUCCUAAGAGAAGCUUAUGGGCGGGUCAAGCGAUUGCUUAAGAAGCAUGAGAAGCAAUUACAUGCUUUGGCAAAUGCGCUGCUGGAGCGUGAAACACUUACUACAGAUGAGAUCAACAAAGUAGUAAACCCCUACCAAGAAGAACCCCAGUUUUCCUUCCAAGACGAGGAGUUUGCCCUCACUUAA
Messenger RNA from Miscanthus lutarioriparius, 2352 nucleotides. The record is from the annotation of a GenBank genome assembly. Lineage: Eukaryota; Viridiplantae; Streptophyta; Magnoliopsida; Poales; Poaceae.